This is a messenger RNA of Penicillium salamii, 198 nucleotides long. The record is from the annotation of a GenBank genome assembly. Lineage: Eukaryota; Fungi; Ascomycota; Eurotiomycetes; Eurotiales; Aspergillaceae.
AUGAGUCACUUAAAUUAUAUAUUAAGUCCACUAGACCAAUUUGAGGUAAGAAACCUUUUAUCAAUAAAUGCUAACUUAUUAGGUAAUUUACAUUUAUCAUUAACUAACAUAGGAUUAUAUUUAACAAUUAGUAUUUUUUUAAUAUUAACAUAUAGUUUAUUAGCUACUAAUAAUAAUAAAAUAAUACCAAAUAAUUGA